GAACAAUACUGAACUUCCUGAAUCAUCAUUUGAAAAUCUUGCUUCAGCCUCUCAUCUUCCAACUAUUGUUAUUAUUCUUUUCUUCAAUUCCAGAUUCCAGCUUUUCUCAUUCACAACACUCUUUAGGGUCCCAAAACCCAUUUACUCACUCUUCAUUGCAUUGUCUUCAACAGGCAAUGUAAACAUGAGUGUUUGCUUUUCUACUAGUCAAUCUUCAAUAAAUGCUGUUGUCCUGAAAGGUCGUUCUCCACUGCUGAUGAGCAGUAACAUUCAUGGACUUUGGUCCCGCGGAAUAUCCUCUUCACUUCCUUCUAGUUCAUUUCCUGGGGAGUCAGAGAUAAAUCAUGAUUUUUCUGUUUGCACAAAAUUGUCUUGUUCAACGGUUAUGGGCCAAACAAUUAGAGGAGGCUUCCUUCGAUCAUGCUGCUCCAAGCAAAGGGGAAAUACUCGAUUCUUUAGUUCUGUAGUACCUCGGAAGAGGUAUCAUGAAAUUUCACUGGCAUGCCAAAGUAUGAAUAUGAGGCUUUUGUUACCCAAACAAAAAUUGCUGCACAAAGUUAAGUGUAAUUUUGGUCCAGUAAGUUGGCUGCGGGGAUGUGCUUCAGUUGGCUUGAUUUUUGGGUUACUUGUAUGUAGUUCUAGUAGUGAGCCUGCUCAUGCCGAAUCACAUUCUGAAAAUGAAAAUAGGAAAGAUGACUGCAACAACUAUGAGUCAAAUGUUAAAUUCUCACAUGGGAAGAAAGUUUAUAGUGACUAUUCUGUAAUUGGAAUACCAGGGGAUGGAAGAUGUUUAUUCCGCUCUGUUGCUCGAGGGGCCUGUUUGAGGUCUGGAAAGCCUCCUCCGAGUGAAAGCAUCCAAAGGGAGCUGGCGGAUGAUUUACGAGCCAGAGUUGCUGAUGAGUUUGUCAAAAGAAGGGAAGAAACUGAAUGGUUUAUUGAAGGUGAUUUUGAUACAUAUAUUUCACACAUAAGGAAGCCUCACGUGUGGGGAGGUGAACCAGAAUUGUUCAUUGCAUCACAUGUUUUGCAGAUGCCUAUCACUGUAUACAUGUAUGAUAAGGAGGCUGGUGGCUUGAUAUCAAUUGCCGAGUAUGGCCAAGAAUACGGCAAAGAAAACCCAAUUAGAGUUCUCUACCACGGGUUUGGUCAUUAUGAUGCCCUUGAUAUCCCUACAAGGAAGGGUCCUAAGCCACGUCUGUAGCAUUUCAUAUUCAAAAA
Vigna umbellata (rice bean) is the source of this 1218-nucleotide messenger RNA. RefSeq names its product OVARIAN TUMOR DOMAIN-containing deubiquitinating enzyme 4-like. NCBI's taxonomy places the organism in Eukaryota, Viridiplantae, Streptophyta, Magnoliopsida, Fabales, Fabaceae. Gene Ontology annotation, molecular function: cysteine-type deubiquitinase activity. Gene Ontology annotation, cellular component: nucleus; cytosol. Gene Ontology annotation, biological process: protein deubiquitination; endoplasmic reticulum unfolded protein response; ERAD pathway. The record is from RefSeq and is a predicted model, not a curated record.